Molecule: messenger RNA, 1632 nt
Organism: Pleurotus ostreatus (oyster mushroom)
Lineage: Eukaryota; Fungi; Basidiomycota; Agaricomycetes; Agaricales; Pleurotaceae
Exons: 10
Coding region: 1-1632 (543 amino acids)
Molecular function (GO): oxidoreductase activity, acting on paired donors, with incorporation or reduction of molecular oxygen; heme binding; iron ion binding
Source: RefSeq, a predicted model, not a curated record
AUGAUGCCUUGUCUCAUUCCCAUCGUCCUCCCUGGUGUCGCCGGUAUAGCCACACAUUUGCUCUUCUCCGUCUAUGAACCUCGUCAGCCGCUGGUCCCAACUGCUCUGUCAUUAUUGGAGCCCCCCGUUUUCAUGUAUCUCGCCUGCAGGUGCUUCUCUGUCGACACCCCUUGGUACUUUGUCCCCCUGGCCUACCUCUCGUUCUUCGUCGCGAUGAGCGCAUCAGUUGUCCUGUACCGACUAUCUCCAGCCCACCCGUUAGCGGAGUUCCCGGGUCCGAGAAUAGCGAAGAUAAGCAAAUUAUGGGCUGCUUAUCUCACCUGGACUGGACGACAACAUUUGUACAACAAGAAGUUGCACGACCAAUACGGACCAUUCGUACGAACAGGCCCCAACGAGUUAUCUAUCGCAGAUGCAGACGCAGUCGUGCCCGUACUGGGCUCUCAAGGCCUGCCUAAAGGCAAAUACUAUGAUGCUCGUCAAGAUCCCACCGCGCCUCGCAACCUCAUCAUUCUGAGAGGUGAAGAGCACACUGCCAGGCGACGAUUGUGGAACAGAGGCAUGAGCGGCGACUCACUACGAGAAUACGAAGGUCUCAUCUCGGAAAGAGCCCACGAACUAGUAGAAAGACUUGCGGGUUUGGAAGGGCCCGUCGACUUUUCUAAAUGGCUCAGCUUUUUCUCAUUCGAUUUCAUGGGUGAUAUGGCUUUUGGUAGUGGCUUUGGCAUGAUCCAAGAUGGCAAGGACAGCAAAGGACUCUGGAAAGCACUAGAAGAUUUCAUGCACGCUGCAGCGGUUGUAUCCCACGUGCCAUGGGCUUCGUGUUUUAUUCAGAAGAUCCCUUACGUUGCUCGCGGUCUCACAAAGCUACGGAAGAUCGGAGUCAGCUGUGCUACCAACCGGAUUAAGUCAGGUUCAAAGAUCAAAGAUUUAUGGUAUCACUUGACAGAUGAAGCCGGGCGAGAGAGACAAGAACCCAACCUCGCUAACGUUGUAGCGGAUGGUACGGUGGCCAUUGUGGCUGGUGCCGACACAGUGGCUACGGCUGUCAUUUGCCUGUUCUACUACCUUCUGUCCAAUCGACCGAUGCUUGAGCGUCUGCGCCGUGAGGUAGAUUCAGUGUACCCUCAAGGCGAGAACGCAAUGGACACUUCCAAGCACGCCGAUAUGCCUUACCUAUCUGCUUGCAUCUCAGAAACCUUAAGGGUAUUACCCCCAGUGCCAACCAAUGGUUCCCGUCGUGUUCCCGCCGGAAGUGGGGGAAGGGUCAUUGCUGGCCGCGUCGUGCCGGAAAAUACAGAAGUCUACGUCCCGGCAUUCUCCCUCCAUCGCAGCUCGCGCUACUUCUCCCCUUGCCCUGACAUCUUCUGGCCCGAUCGGUGGCUAUCCAAAGAACACACCGAAUCAUUCAACCCCAACGCCUAUAUCCCCUUUUCGUAUGGGCCAGCCAACUGCGUCGGGCGGAACCUCGCGAAGCGGGAGAUCAUGAUGCUGAGUAGUCUCCUCAUACAGACGUUUGAUAUGAAGUUCGAGGAAGGGUUUGAUCCGUCGACGUGGGAAGAGAAGUUGCACGACCAUUUGGUGUUAACGAGAGCGUCGCUGCCUGUUGUUCUUACUCCUAGAUAUGUAUAA